AUGCCGCGCGAACUGCAUAUCGCCCUCGCUGGUCCACGCUUGUAUCCCCUCGACCCCUGUCGGCCUCCAUCCGUGCAUCUACUGCCCGCCUCGCUGCCACACUCGGAACCAUGCGGUCCGCCUUUAUCCGACUACUUUCCCCCACCUUUGGUACAUCCUCCUGUCCGCUCACCCUCGCCUCCUCCUGCGCCCUUCCCCCCACGCGUCCCGAAUCCGUGGCGCGCGUUCCCACCCGGCCCACAGGUGCGGGCUGCUUUCCACCGGCUGGCCAAGCGCACGCACCCAGAUGUGGUGCCGCCCGGCAUGCGCGGCCAGGCCGAGGCGGAGUUCAAAAAGAUCCUCGAGGCAUACCACUUGUUGGCCACUCGUCCGGCCAGAUAUCACCCGAUGAGAAGACGCUCCUCUCCUUCCUCUCCUUCUUCUGCUCACACUACGGCUAGCACGGCUAGAGCAGCAGGAAUGGCAGGGGGGGCGGGAAGCGGUGUGCUUCACGGCAGUGCGGUGCCCCGGGGCAGCAUGUCUCACCAUGGGCUUGUAGCGCUGCCAUUUGUGCUCCUCGUGCUCGGCACCGUCUCACUUGGCACAUCCUGCCUUGUAUACUCGUACAAGAAAGCCACCAAGGACAGCAAGUCCAGGAAUCCAUUUCUUCCAUAG
Closterium sp. NIES-65 is the source of this 654-nucleotide messenger RNA. Lineage: Eukaryota; Viridiplantae; Streptophyta; Zygnematophyceae; Desmidiales; Closteriaceae. The record is from the annotation of a GenBank genome assembly.